Molecule: messenger RNA, 522 nt
Organism: Eurypyga helias (sunbittern)
Lineage: Eukaryota; Metazoa; Chordata; Aves; Eurypygiformes; Eurypygidae
Product: gamma-butyrobetaine dioxygenase-like
Exons: 2
Source: RefSeq, a predicted model, not a curated record
GAACUCCACGCAGGCGUUCUCCUGCCGACGGUUUCAUUACAGAGCCCAGGAUGUGGAGGGCGGUGGCUACCAUCCUGCCAUGGGUCAAAGUCCCCGGAGGCCGGGCCUGCUGCCUGCUCACCGAGACCGCUCGGCAUCGCCAGCCAGGUGCUGCUCUGGGGGCCUGCACCGCCCGGCUGCUCAGCAUGAGCCCCGGGAUACACAAGGUGGAAGCUUUGGAUGCGGGUCAUUUCGUCCGCGUGGAGUGGGAGGAUGGGAGUGAGAGCCGCUACCCCUGCGUCUGGCUGAGGGACAACUGCCAGUGUCCCCACUGCUUUCUGCGCUCGGCCAGGGCUCGCAAGCUGGUCCUCGAGGACCUGGACGUGAACAUCGUGGUGAAGGAAGUCGCUCUGGCAGAUAGAAAAAAGAUCUCUAUUACGUGGCCUGAUGAACACGCAAGCGAAUAUGAAGCUGAGUGGUUAAAAAAACGAUGCUUCUCUGAAGAAGCCAGAGCAGAAAUGCGAGAAGAUUUGUUUUUACCAG